This is a messenger RNA of Talpa occidentalis (Iberian mole), 2009 nucleotides long. It is a transcript of the gene MATCAP1, whose product is annotated as microtubule associated tyrosine carboxypeptidase 1. The record is from RefSeq and is a predicted model, not a curated record. Lineage: Eukaryota; Metazoa; Chordata; Mammalia; Eulipotyphla; Talpidae. The transcript has 7 exons. The coding region runs from base 428 to 1924 and encodes 498 amino acids.
CGGAGGCCGAGAAUGCACGCUGCACCCAGGAACCCCACCUCCAUUGUCCCCCGGCCCCGCCCUCCAUUGGGCACACCCUUCGUCCCGUUCCGCGCCGCUGAUUGGCUGCGGGCCACGCCCCUCCGUCGUCCCCCGGCCCCUAUUGGCUCUUCCUCCACGUUAUCCUUUCCCGAAGUUUCUUAUUGGCGCAGGCCACACCCUCUCAUUGGUCACCGGACUCCGCCCUUGGCCUGGGCUCCUCCCCCGGCCGCCUUUCAUUCAUUCUGCAUCUAGUACUGGGUGCUCGGGACAUGGGGUGAAUCGGAGCCGCCCCUGCCCUUAGGGAGUUCAGGGGAUGCUGAGGGGGGAGGGCGAAGCACCGACCUAGGCUCCAACUGUAACAGCCUCGGGCGGUCAAGAAGCUGCCUAAGCACUGGGAGCCUCCAGGAUGGCAGGAAGGCUUCCCAGAGGAGAAAUCUACAGAGUGGGGAGUUGGAGUUAUCAGGCUGGAUGCGACCCUCAGGACAGAAUGGUGUUGGACUCAGGGACUCAGGUGUAUGAACAGACACCCCCCAGCCCACCAGCCAGUCCCUCGUCCUUGGGCCAUAGGCUCAAGCCCCCAGAUCGAGAUGGGACAGUGGUGUACCCCUGGCCUCAGUCUUUGGCUCUGCCUCUGGCUCUGUCAGUCCCCUCAGCUCUGCAGCCCCAGCCUAAGCCACAGCCCUUCUCAGAACUUCGCUUGGGGCACCGUGGCCACAUGCGUCGCAGUGAGAGCACCAGCACUGUAAAUAGUACUGGCCGGCGAGGGGGUGGCACCCAGGGCCUGGCCCUACCUGGACGGAGACAGGACCCAGGUGGAGGCACCCUGCGGCCUGCGGCCUCCCUGCCUCACAUUGCGAAGACUCGAAAGGAUGUGGGCCGUGGUGCCAGCAAGAGCCCCUGCAUGUUGGUGGCUCUGCGACCAACCAACAUGGACCGCGAGCGGGACAAGUUCUUUCAGUCCCAUUACACCUACAACCCGCAGUUCGAGUACCAGGAGCCCAUGCCCAAGGCUGUGCUGGAAAAGUACUGUGAAGCCUCUGGACAGUUCAUCCACCAGGCAGUUGGCAUCAUUGAGGCCGUCCUGGAGAAAUUUGGCACCUAUGAACACUUUGAGGCUGCGACUGGGGGCCAGCUGCUGACCAAGUGCCAGAUCUGGUCCAUUGUGCGCAAAUAUAUGCAGAAGGAAGGCUGCGUCGGGGAGGUUGUGGUGCAGCUGAGUGAGGACCUGCUGUCCCAGGCAGUGAUGAUGGUGGAGAACAGUCGACCCACGCUGGCCAUCAACCUGACCGGAGCCCGCCAGUACUGGCUGGAGGGCAUGCUCCGCCACGAGAUAGGCACCCACUACCUGCGAGGCGUGAACAACGCGCGGCAGCCGUGGCACAGCGCCGAGGGCCGGCUGCAGUACGGGCUUCGGCCCGCUAACCCCACCGAGGAGGGCCUGGCCAGCCUGCACAGCGUGCUGUUCCGCAAGCAGCCCUUCCUGUGGCGCGCCGCGCUGCUCUACUACACCAUCCACCGCGCCGCGUGCAUGUCCUUCCGCCAGCUCUUCCAGGACCUGGCGCGCUACGUGGAGGAUGCCCACGUGCGCUGGGAGUACUGCGUGCGCGCCAAGCGCGGGCAGACGGACACUUCGCUGCCUGGCUGCUUCAGCAAAGACCAGGUGUACCUGGAUGGCAUCGUGCGCAUUCUGCGGCACCGCCAGACCAUCGAUUUCCCGCUGCUGACCUCGCUGGGCAAGGUGUCCUAUGAGGAUAUAGACCACCUGCGGCCCCUUGGGGUGCUGGACAAUACUCGGGUCCCGCACUUCAUGCAGGACUUGGAACGCUACCGGCAGCAGCUGGAGCACAUCAUGGCCACCAACCGGCUGGAUGAGGCAGAGCUGGGUCGCCUGCUGCCUGACUGAUGAUGCUGGUUGAGAGCUGCAGGCAGAGGCCCCAGGCAGAGGACUCUACAGCAACCCCCAGAACAUGAAGCUAACUGCUCUGCGC